Molecule: messenger RNA, 5955 nt
Organism: Volvox carteri f. nagariensis
Lineage: Eukaryota; Viridiplantae; Chlorophyta; Chlorophyceae; Chlamydomonadales; Volvocaceae
Exons: 20
Coding region: 145-5955 (1936 amino acids)
Biological process (GO): protein phosphorylation
Molecular function (GO): ATP binding; protein kinase activity
Source: RefSeq, a predicted model, not a curated record
AGAAGAGCCAUAACAUGGCUUGGCACUAAAUUUCCAUGCCCUUACUUGCGGUCUUAAAGUUGAAUACUUCUCGCACUAUGUAAUAUGUUUACUCCAUAUGUAUAUUCGUGAUGGAGGAAAUUUAUUACUCUGCGCACGGCUCAAAUGCUUGGCCAAACGUGGCGUGUAUGCUUGUUUCCCUUAACUGUCACUCUGGUACUGCAGCUCAUAUCAGCAGCUUUUUGCCAGACGAUAACUUACAAUUCUAUGCCGUUCUCAGCCCUCCUUGGGGAAAAUGGCGGCGUUCAACUUAACGGCAGUGCCAAUAUCACAUCGGAUAAAACGUUUGUUAACGGCAGCUUCAUCAUUAAUGGGCAAACCGAUGUAUGGAUUUCCUUACCCUCGUACUCAGGCGUGGUGCGUUUGGAAGCAGGAAGCAGGCUUCUACUUUCGAACAUGGGUAUCAACUUCAGUUUGUCAGGUUCAUUGGACCUACCCUCCUUGCUGACUCCGUCAUUUUUUGAGGUUGACCCGGCAGCAGCACUUGAACUCCGCAAUGUUUCAGUGAAUACGAAUUGCGACACUUUAUCUGCCCUUCGAAAUAACUUGUGCGAUCGCAUGCCCGAUCAGGACUACGAGAUCUGCCCCUGGAGUUUGCGGAUUGUGAACUUGGUCGCGCAGAACACAACAACCCUGAUUGCGCAGAACGUCACCCUGCGCUGCGGCUUCUCCGCCACCAACUCCACCUUCACCUAUACACUCAUGGGCUCGGAUCGCCCGCCGUCGAGCGAUUCAGACCUGGAAACAACGGCAACUAUGACUAUUCCGUGCGUCUCCUGGCGUGUGACAACGUACGGGGACUUUAGGAAUGUCAUUGCCUCGCAUCCGAACGUGCAGCCGCAGGCUUUCUACGUGUUCAUAUUGACCAACGUGACCGGAAAUCGUUCCGAUUUAUUCUCAAGUAAAUUACUCGUCCCGAAGAACAAGAUCAGCAUUUUGAUUACCGGUCGCCCAGACGUGCCGACCCAGCUCGACCUUCGCCACAUGGUCGGCAUCAUCUCCCUGUCCGGCAUUACUUCUGACCCUUCUCGUGUCGAUAUUCGGGACUUGACACUCGUCAACAUGGAGUACGGUCCCAGCUCUCAGUACCCUUUGGCACUUGUGAAGGCGGCUCUCUGGUUUCUGGAUUAUCCCAGAGUAGACAAUAUCUACACCCCAUCCUCCAUCCGCGUCAGCCUCACCCGGGUGACUCUGGUCGUGUCAGACACGGAGCUCUGGUGGUGGCGGGAAGUACUGGAGAGCGCCAUCCGCAGCAACGAGACGGCCGUCGACGGGGGCUCCCUCAUUCAGUACUUCGCGCCGGGGUUAGUGGUGGAUCCGGAGGACGUCGGCAAUCUACAGAUGACACUUGUAAACAGCCGAGUAUAUCGUAUUGAUGAUGUGCGGCUUGAGAUGCUGGUGCCGUACUGGGAGUGGGCAUAUGGUACGACAACCUGGACGAACUGCUCCCUUACCGCGACGCCACUUGUCGAUACAGCACCACUGCUGUUCCCUACGAGGUCGGACUUGUUGGCCACGCUGGCGCCGUACGGCCAGAACGGCCCUGUACAGCUGUCCACCGUACGCGUUGCACAGCAACGGUUGGACGCCAGCAUGCUCACCUUGGGCCCUACCGUAAUGUUGCCGUAUGAUACACAAUUGUCGACCAGCCUCACGUCGUCGCGACCAACCCUUGGCGACAAUCUCACGCUUUGGGGCGAGCCGAGGGGUGUUCGCAUUUUGGACUUGAUGGGCCUGUCAGGUGUCAUAACAGUGCCGCCGUACACGGUCCUAACUCUACGCUUCUUGACUCUGGUGAACCUGGGCGCGGGGGAGCGAGGGGGAGCACAGCCGGCUGUGCUUCAGAACUACACGCUGAUGUUCUGGGCCUUCAACCGCACAUUGCUGCCCGGUUCAGGGUCCUCGUCGUCGUCGUCCCGCAGGGCGCUGUUAUCGUCAUCUCUCUCGUCGGACGAUGGUGGUGCACUGGGGCAGGUUACCCCCCGUCCACCGGCGCAGCUUGACCACCGACUGACGCCGCUUGGGCAGGGCGUUGACCGGCUGCAGCGCAGUCGUGGGGGCAAGGUGUCGCAGCGACUGGAGCCCGUCAUGGAACACAGCCCGUGGCCUCCUGUUCGUAGGGGUAUUACGAAGGGGGGGAGGUUACGGAGGCACCUGUUGCAAGCCGCCACGAACGGCAAUCCUGGCGUGGGUCCUUCUUCUUCUGGAGGCAGCAGCAGCAGCAGUGCCAUUCCCGUGGGUCCUUUCCGAACAUGGUUGAGGCUAGAAGAAGUGGUUCUCUACAUACCGCCAUUGGAGUGUCAGCUCUUGUACGAGUUGGUGACGAGCAACAGGACGUCCCUGGCAGUGUCACCGGAUGUGGUGGACUGGCUACGCGGGGUGUUGGCGACGGCGCAGGUUACGCGCACAACCUCUACAGUGAUCACGUUUUCGUUCCUUACCUGGAUGGGAGUCGAGGCAGUCGACGUCACCAUUUCUUCAUUGGUGAACGCGGCUGUAACCUCGCUGCAACCGAUAGGCAGCAUUUUCGUGUCAGGGCCUCCACGAGUACCUCCACCCGCAUCCUCGCCGCCGCCAUGGUCACCGGGGCUGGCAGUCCCACCCCCGGCCACAAUCUAUCCGCUGCCGUCGGCGUCCAAAAACACCGCGUCAAUCGGAUUCCCGCCUUCGAGCGGCCCUGGCGGCGCGGCGGUGGUGGUUCACAGCGACAUACACGUGGAGUCCGUGAACCCCGCCAGCUCUGUCGUAGGACCGGCCGUCGGGAGUGUGGCCGGACUGCUGCUGCUAUGCAGUGUCUUCACCUUCGCGGUCAUGUACGUGCGACACCGCCGAAGGCUUUCCCAGGCUGCAGAUCCCAGCAAGGCGAAGGAUCUGGGCGUGGCGGUAGACGGAGGGGCCGGCGAUGAAGGCCAGACCCCCUCGCGCAACGCAAACGGAUGCAGCAGCCCAAUGGAGCCCCCCAAAGCCACCAUCCAGCCGCCACCACCUCCAGGCCCUGACGCGGAGACUGCGGCUGCUGCCAGUGCGCCUCCGGCCGGCCAGGGCCCCGGCGGGCGCAAGGACGCAGCGCAGCCGGCGAUUCAGCCCGUGACAGAAGAGGACAUGCACCGCGACGAUGGGCCUCCUGCGGCCGCAGCUGCCGGCAGCAGUGGCAAGCCGCCCGCUUUCCCGCCUCAGCGGCCGCCAAGGCAGCGCAGGUCCAGGGAGUCGAACAUAGCCAGUGGGAGGGGACAGGGCACACGCAGGUCCAGACCUGUUGAGGGCAUUGGUUCCGCAGCCAACGCCGGUCGGCAGGGAAUUCCGGGCCAUUCCCAGCCUUCAAAGCAGCAGCAGCAGCACGCGCGGGGAUCGGGCUCCGCCGCCAGCGGCAGCAGCGGCGGCAUUGCGUCGGACACAGUCCCUAGCGACCCGCGCACCGAGUUGUACGCCGCGCUGGCGGCCUUCCAAAGCGAGUUUGGCGAGCAGCAGCGGCAAAUUACAAUCAUUUCGCAGUUGGGGGCAGGAGCACAUGGAGUGGUGUACAGAGCGGAAUGGCGCGGCCUCGAGGUGGCCGCCAAGACACUGCUGUUCCAGGCAUUCUUGGGCAGCAACGGAGAUGAGGGCGGGAACUCCUUGAGGGAGCAGGCCAUGUUGGAGGCCGCUAUCGCCACUACGCUGUUUCAUCCCAACGUCAUCAACACGUACUCUUAUGACAUCAAGCCGCUGCGCAUGUGCCCGGCGCCCACAUCCUCCACCCACUCGUCAAGGGCGGAGACGGUGGUGUCAUCCGAAGGGGGCAGCAUCAUGGACUGGAAGCUGUAUAUCAUACAGGAGUAUUGUGAUGGUGGCACCCUCAAGGACGCUCUGGACGGGUCCCGCUUUACGAACCCUGAAACGGGGAUGUCGUACACGGAGACGGCAGUGCGCGUCGCCAUUGAGAUUGCGUCGGGCAUGUCGUACAUCCACAACCGAAACAUCAUUCAUGGAGAUCUCAAGCCUGCCAACAUCCUGCUGCGCUCCAACAGCUCCUCGCCCUACGGCUACACAGUCAAGAUUGCGGACUUCGGCCUGGCUCUCAAACUGAAAGCCGGGGAGAGCCACAUCAGCAACAUCAGGCGCGGCACCCCCUUCUACAUCGCCUCGGAGCUGGUGGAGGAUGGCCGGGCGACGACCGCCUCGGAUCUGUAUUCAUUCGGCGUUAUUCUUUGGGAGCUGCUGCACGGCUCCACCGUCGCGAGGCGCCUGCCGUUGCGGCGCCGCGUCCCCAACCUGCCGGCUGAGUUCUACACUUGGCCCCCCGACUGCCCGCCUGCCUACCGUGACCUCGCGAACGCCUGCCUCAGCUCCAACCCUGCUUCGCGACCUCGCUUUAAUCAGGCCCUGGAAGCGCUGACAGGGGUGCUGCAAUUGUUGCUGGAGGCCAAGCCGCAGGAGCAGCGGCGGCGGCAGGAAGAGCAGGAGAAACGCCGGCGCCUGGCAGCGACGGAAGCAGCAGCGAAGGCGACGGAGCAACAAGCGCAGGGCAAGGGGCAGGGGCAUGAACAGGAGCACGCAGAGAAUCUUGGUGCCCAAUAUGCGCAGGAAAAGGUCGCUGCUGCGGCUGACUGCUGCGCAGCUAGUGGAGAGGCUGUGAAACAGUCGCCCUCGGUGCUGCGGUCGUUUUCCUUCGCAGUUGCGGUGCGACAAACCGAGGUCCUAUAUCACAAGGAUCAUCUUCAGGACUGCAAGGACCAACCCGAUGGAACUGACUCUGAAGGCAGAAAGGGGAUUGGCGGUCCGUCUGGCAGCACGGCACGGCAGGGAGGCGCCGGCAACGGAGCAACUGUACUGCCAAACGGGGGCGGCAUUGCGGUUGUUGGGAAGAGGUCGGAGGCCAUGGACGCCGCAACAGGUGCGGCAGCCGCUACCGCAGACCACCAAGGAGCCGCCGGUAUUACACCAAUGAUGACCGCGGAGAGCAGUGCGACGGCACCCGCCUGCACCCCGCAGCAUCCGGAGCAGCCCCCUGGUAACGGAGGCGCCUUCCCGCGACCCCGACAUGCGGAGCAGGCGCCGGCGGGUACUGAGGCGCCCGGGGCCACCCUAGCGGAGGGCACCCUAGCGGCGGCAGCGCGGGGCGUGGGGCCCGCCGUCCAGCCGCAGGAACAUGGCCCAUAUAAAGUCCCAUUUGGCGGUGCGAGGCCUUUACAAUUGCCCAGACUUGCGCGGGCGGCAUUUGCUGAUGCUGUGGCGGCGGCAGGGCCGGAGGCUUCGGUAGCGGUGAGCUCAUUAGCGGUUGCGUACCACGGGGAAGGUGGUGACUUCCCACCUGCGGGUGGCGACGGCAAGCCGGCUUCGGACGCUGUGGCGCAGUCGGGGCAGCCAACAGGAGGUGUGCCGCAUUCGCAUCAGGAGCAGCGGACAUCACGCUCGGUGGACGCCGAUGGGCCCCUGGGCGACGGGACUAGGGUUUCGGGAGGAAUGUUUCCAGCGGCCGGUACUGCUUUUGGCCCGAUUGCAAUCGGCAAUGCGCGCAAGGCCUCUUGGGACGCGGCCUUGUAUGCGAACCACCCCGAUAACGACCACGCGGACUCAGUCCAUUCUUCCGAACACUCCGACACGGACCAGGGCGCCGCCGGUAUCGGGGUCCGCCGGGAAGCCCCUCCUCUAUCCUCCAUGCCUGGCGCUUCAUCUUCUGCCACCACCCAUCCUAGGCCUGGCGCUCCCUUGACCGCUGCUGCCGCCGCCGCCGUGCUGGCUGCCUUGGCUGCCUCUAUGAAUAAUACGACCACACUGGACCCGGACACUGCUGGGAUGCUGGAUUCUUGCCUGGGCAGCACCGAAGCGCACGCCAUGGACCGCGGCCUGAUGCUAGACCUCAUGCCCGCGCUCAGCAACCAGGUCAACGACCUGAAGAUGCCACAGCAAGCUCAGGGUGCAGUGACUCUAGGCGGGUAA